CUCAUACAUAAGCUAUUUAAGGAUAGCAGCGGAGAAAAAACUUUUAAAUUUUCCUUGGAAAAUUUUUAAAAUUUAAACUCUACCACCGUAAGGAGCACCGGGCCGAGUAUGACCCAAAAAACUAAAUUCAUCUUAAACACCUCAGUGGAAUAUUUCUCCGGCCGCCUACCCACAGGCCUGGCAUUGGACGAGCAAACCGCCAGAAUAUUAGAGUUCUUGGAUAACGAUGAACUUACCGUAAUCUCGGCUGUACAUAAUAAAGCCGAAGAUACAAUUAAAUUUCAACAUCGCAUACCCAACGAUGAAGUAUCCUUGCUGUUCUACAAAAUACCGCAGGUGGGUGCCAGAGCGAACAGUGGCGGCAGCCGAGGUGGUGGCUCUAGAACCUAUGAUGGUGGCGGGGGUGAAGGCAGCACAGCAAAACAGACGUCAUCGACUACAGCUGGCAUGGAUAACCACCAACCACUUGGCAUUUUGACGCUCGAAGGAGGUCUGGUUAAAUCCAUUUACAAUUCUGUUUCACGUGUAUUUUCACCGCAUGCAAAUGUUCGGAAAACCGAAUAUAGUCCGGAGUUAAGUGGUUUACUGGAAAAUUUACAUGUUUCACUUGGUUCUACAUUGGGUUUACCUCAAAGUGGCAUUACUUCGAUCAAAGAUGAAAUUAAAUACUGGAAACAAAAACUGAAUCAAAAGAACUCCUCACGUAUUGAACGGGAAGCGGCUCAAAUGUUUAUAAGUGUGCUGGAGAAUAUUGAUCAACAAAUCAGUUCCAUCAACACCAAUGGCGGCAUGUCCAUUGAAGAGUUCCUAGAUGCCGCCCACAACAAUUUCGAUGAGCUAUGGCGAUUGCCGUAUCAAUUUCCACAAAAUCGUAUGGCCGAUAUGAUGGAUGUUAUCGGAAACACCCUGAUUGAAGCUUGUUUGGAACAACUGUUGGCCGAAGAUAUUUGGUCUCUGAAUAAUUCUCAUGUCAAUAGUUUGAUGAGUCAAUGUAUCGAUACAGCCGAAUCAUGGUUACAACUCUGUGAUUCCCUCACAAGACUCUUUUGGCCGAAUUAUGUCAAACAUCCCUGGGUGGGAGAUGCCCACAUACCCAAACGCCCCCAGCAAUUCAAGGAACGUAUGUUGGAAAUUCGAAACAUAAAAAAUCUUUACAAACAAAUUUCAACGCUACUCAAUGAUAACGAAAUGAAGGAAAUGCUUCUCGCAGAUUCACCAUUUCGUGAGUUUAAUAUUUUCGACACUUCCGCAAUGGGACAGACGAAAUGGAAUAAGGCAUUGCAAAAUUUUGAACAACUUCUGCAGCCCAUCGAUGAGCGCAUUGCGGCGGCACUUAAGGCCCAACUCCAUCAUCAUUUGAGUAAUCCUCGGCAAGUGAUUUUUAUUUUCUCAAAAUAUGAAACGCUCAUCCAAAGGCCCACGGUUUUGGAGCUGCUUACCAUUGAAAGGGAACAGUUUAUGCAGUCGCUACAAAUUCUAUUGCAUGAUUUGCGCAAAGCAAUGACAGAUACCAAUAUGGAACCGGAUACCGGACAUUUGUCCGUUAUAUGUAACGAAUGUCGUUGGUUGAAGGUCGUUCAAUAUCAGAUUCAAGAAAUAGAAAAGGUUAGCCACCUUAUAUCUGGACGUGAGGGUUUUGAGAAAAUCAACAAAGCUGUGCAAGAAAUUAAAGAGGAAACUGAAUCCUUGCUGAGAACAAAUUUUGAAAUAUGGUGUGGUCAGCAUACAACAGCAGUGAAAUCCGGAGAUCUACGAUUACGGGACGACCAACCUGUGGUAAAAUUCGAAAAAGAAGGACGCCAACUGAUGCGUGUCACAUUCAACCCGAAACUGGUGACAUUCUGCCAAGAUGUACGAGAAUUCGAAAACAUGGGUUACAGCGUGCCCGCCGAACUGAGGACAGCGGCUACCCACGCUGCCAAGUACAUGUGCUAUGCUCGUCGGCUGCAACAAAUUGCCACAUUCCACAACACCAUUGGUGAUCGAAUGAUACCCUGUCAACGACCAAUUAUGUUGAAAAAUGCCAUGGAACUAUCGAAAUUGGUACACAGUGAAACGGUGGCAUGGAACGAUGAAGAAUCGGUGUUGCGUUAUGUUAAUAUGCUACAAGCUGCCGUCUCGAAAUUAUCCACAGAUAACACCCUAUUGGUGGGGUAUCAUGAACAGGCUAAACGGACUGUUGCCAAACUCAUGAACACCGAUCUCUUUACACAAAGUCAAAUUUGGAAGGAUGAAAUGCGUCAUUUGCGUGAAUUGGUUGCCCAUUUGGAAAGGCAAUGUUUUACAAAUUUGGAUGCUUUUAAAUUGCACUGGGAUCAUCAGCUGUAUAAGGUCUUGGAAUAUCAGUACAUUAUCGGUCUGGUGGACAUGAAUAAUAAAUUGCCGGAUAUUCAUAUAAAAAUUGCUUUUCGACAACGCCAACUAUGUUUCAUGCCAGCGGAAGAAGAAAUCCGGGAACGUUAUUACACCCAGCUAAGACGUUUUAUUGAAAGACCUUGCGGAUUUCGAGGUUUAUCGGAAAAGGGUCCAGAAUUGUUCAAGACCAUGGUCGAGAACAAUCGUCACUAUUUUGGUCCCCUAUAUGAAAAAGCCGAAGAGCUAUUCGAAAAAUUGGGAAAAUUCAAGAAAAUAUGGUUACCAUGGGUGGCCUUGGGCUGUGUGGACAUCGAAGAGCUGUGUGGCAUUCAUUUGCAGACAGCCGAUGAUUGGGAGAGGAAUUUCAAGAAAUGUAAAAGUUUCAGCCAAAAAAUUGCCAAGAUUCAGAGUAACGAAGAAUCCAUUGAUUGUAUUGUCAUUGAUAUUCUCCCCCUACGAUCGGAUAUUGAACAAAUCAGUCGUCGCUAUUGGGAGGCCUUGUCAAACAGUCUUCGUUCCGCCAUACUCAAUGAUAUUGCCAUCAUACAAGACUUUCUACAAAAUGCAAUACAAUUUCUGGAAAACAUACCCAUGGAUGAGUCAUCGAUAACAGAAUCGGGUAUGAAAUAUGAAAAAAUUAUGACCGAGUUGCCAAAAGUCACCGAGACAUUGGAAAUGGUCAAGGCGAAGGAUACAUGCCUGGCUGGUUGGUGUAAGGAACGUGUUAGCUCCCUGGCUGGAAUUUUAUCACAGUGGGAAAAACUACAACCUCUUCUGGAAAAUCAUGCCGUGAUAUUACAACGACAGGUUGACAUGAUAAAGGAGCAAGCCCAGACCCAAAUACAAAAUCUACGCAAUGAGGCUGAGAAAUUUGUCCUUCGUUGGGAAUCUACAUUGGCCGAGUUACAGGCCAAUGAAGAUGCCACUUUGGAGAUAUUCAAAGAACGCCAGGACCACUGGCAUGAGAUUUUAAAGAAAAAAGAUCAACUCUUGGAGGAAUGUGGAAAAUUUAAUAUGAUUUUUCCGGAAGAUUUCCUCAAACCCUUCGAUGAAAUCGAUGCAAAAAUGAAUGAACAAUCAAAGGAAUGGAUUGUCUAUGAUGAAUAUUUGACGGAGUUGAAUUCAAUAAUGGACGAAGAGUGGGCCAUAUAUCGCAGAAGGCCAUAUAUACUCAAUGAAUUCAUCUCAAAGUGGGAAGGUUCCGUACAUGCCUCCAUUGAUUUACCCUCGAAGAGAAUACGUGGCAGUGUGGAGAAGUUGCAGUCCCUUUUGCCUCUUCUCCAGCAAUUACAAUCCGAUUCCCUUACCGAAAGACAUUGGGCUCGUAUAUUUUCCCUGCUCAAAAGAGAUGACAUUAAAAAUUUACACACCUUUACGUUGAAGAAUCUGCUGGAAAAUCAAACGUUAUUGCAACAAAAUUCCCAAGAAAUAAGUCAAAUAGUAAGACAGGCCUCAUCGGAACAGGUUGUACGCCAAGCCCUCACAGAAAUCGAUCAAUGGUCCGUAACUGCACAAUUGAAGUUGAUAAAUCAAAAUGAUUCUUCGGGACAGCCAAUAUCACUGAUUAAGGAUUAUCAAGAAGUUCUCAACAAAAUUGGUGAUAAUCAAUCCCUGCUGCAGUCAGCUAAAAAUUCCGCCGCCUUUGAAGCUUUUUCAGAUCAAGCUGAGCUAUGGGAGAGCCGUUUAAAUACCUUGGAUACAAUUUUAACGAGUUUGAAUCAAUCACAAAGGAGAUGGGUAUAUUUAGAACCCGUUUUCGAGGCUGGUACUUUAAAGAACGAAGAGGCCCUUUUCAAGCGUAUCGAUAAAGAUUUUCGUUAUAUUAUGCGUGAAAUACAAAUGGAUCCACGUGUCGUGUCUCUGAUAAAGAUCAAUAAUAUUACAACAAUUGUAAAGUCGUUGGAGACUCAAUUGACCCGUUGUCAAAAUAAUUUGAUGUCCUACAUAAUGGAAAAACGCAACUCUUUUCCCCGUUUCUAUUUUUUGGGCGAUGACGAUCUACUGGAAAUAUUGGGUCAAGCCUCCAAGGACCCGGAAGUAAUACAAAAACAUAUUAAAAAACUAUUCCCCGGCUGUCAUCAACUGGGCAUAGUGCAAGGAAAUAGCUUGGACGAUCAACGCAUACUCUACACCAUUGAAUCGUUGAAAAGUGCCGAAGGUGAUGUUUUAAAACUACGAACACCCAUUGAAAUGAAAGGACCCAUUGAAAACUGGUUAAAUUCACUGGUGAACACCAUACAACUCACUCUGCGCGAACAAAUAGUCCAGUGCUGCAGUACAUAUCCUGCGGACGGUUUUAAUGAGAACAUCCUGAAAAAUUAUGUUGCUCAAGUUCUGUCCACCACGCGUGCCAUUCACUUUACCCGCCAGUGCGAAAAGGCUAUUCAAACAAUGGCUCUGCAAAAACUCCAGCAAACACUCAACGCGGAAAUUGCCAAAUAUUCGUUGUGGAAACAUCAGACGUCUGACACGCUGUUGCAAAUAAAAUUACGUUCGCUACUCUUUGAUUUGGUCCAUUAUGUGACAAUUGUCGAGGAGCUGAUAGACAACAACACAAUGCAUUUGAACGAUUGGCAUUGGUUGGCACAGCUUAAAUUUUAUUUAAGUGAUGGCAGUGGCCACCUUGCAAACGGUAGCAGUGGUCGCGGUGGUAAAUCAGCACCUGAUUUGCUUGCCUCCAGAGGUGGCAGCAACAUCGCCAGCAGUAAUGCAACGGUUAUUAUCCGUAUGGUUUAUGCAGAAUUCGAGUAUUCAUAUGAAUUUUUGGGUAAUCCCAAUAAGUUGGUCAGUACACGUUUAACACACAAAUGUUAUCUCAUCCUAACACAAGCCAUGCAUAUGGGCUUGGGUGGUAAUCCCUUUGGGCCGGCUGGUACCGGUAAAACGGAGUGUGUCAAAGCAUUGGGCGCCAUGUUGGGUAGAUUGGUGCUUGUCUUUAACUGUGAUGAGAACGUCGAUACCGAAUCAAUGGCUUUGAUUUUAACCGGUUUAGCUCGAUGCGGUGCCUGGGGCUGUUUUGAUGAAUUCAAUCGUUUGCAGGAGGCAACACUCUCGGCCAUAUCAAUGCUAAUACAGCCGAUACAAUGUUCAUUAAAGGAUAAACUGGAUGUUGUGCAGAUAGCCGGAAAGAAUAUAAAACUCAAUCAACAUUGCGGUAUAUUUGUAACACUUAAUCCGGCCGGCGCUGACUAUGGUGGUCGCCAGAAAUUACCCGGUAAUAUACAGGCAUUGUUUCGUCCAAUUGUCAUGCAACAGCCGGAACCGGGAGAAAUUGCACGUGUAAUGCUAUUUGUCGAAGGAUUUAAACAGCCAACCGAAAUCGCCCAACGCGUUGUGGAACUCUUCGAUAUGUGUGCCAAGAUAUUGACGCAACAGCGUCACUAUGAUUGGGGCUUAAGGGAAUUGAAAACAAUUUUAUUAGCCUGUGGCGAGGGUUUAAGGAGCAUAACAAUGAACUCGGCCGCCAGCCAAGGGAGUGAUGGCGACGACAUGGAAAUGUUGGUGGUCGUGCAAUGUUUACGCACCUCGACCAUGUCCAAAUUGGCCCUGCACGAUGUUUCACGCUUCGAGAUGCUGCUGCACAAUGUAUUUCCCGAGAUUAGCAAUGUCCCAGGCGCGUAUGAGUCAUCGUCGUCCGCCCUUUCGCCGCUCCAACAUGCGAUUAGGGAGGCAUUCGCGGCACUGGGUCUGUGCUUUAAUGAAAUGCAAAUGAUUAAAUGUCUACAGCUUUAUGAACAGCUACAGAAGCGCAUGGGUGUUGUGGUGAUGGGACCACCCGGUUGUGGCAAAUCCACCGUUAUAAGUGUAUUACGCCAGGCUUUAAUUACACAAACAUCAAAGUCAGCGCCAGCAUCCCUCCAACAGCAGCAACAACAAAUACGCAUCCAUACCAUUAGCCCCAAAUCGAUGAGUCGCGUUCAGUUGUUGGGUCGUCUUGAUCCUGACACCCGUCAAUGGCUCGAUGGUGUUUUGACACACACCGCCGUUGUUGUAAACGCCGAACCGCCACACAUACGCUCGUGGAUUGUUUGCGAUGGCAGCAUUGAUCCGGAAUGGAUUGAGGCACUCAAUUCCGUAUUGGAUGACAACAAACUGCUAACACUACCAUCUGGUUGGCGCAUACAAUUUGGCAAUAAUGUGAAUUUUAUUUUUGAAACGGAUGAUGUUCGCAAUGCUUCACCGGCAACCAUUUCACGUAUGGGCAUUGUUAACAUGAACAAUGAGGAUUAUCCAUUAAAAUCAAUACUGGAACAUCAACUGUCGAAAUAUGAGUUUGGCGAUUUGUUACAAAGUUACAUUGAAGAGCUCUAUGAGCCCGCCAUGGAAUGGCUUGAAAAGGAAUAUGCACAUUCGCCAUUGCCUUGCCUAACACGCUCCUGGAUGUUACGUGCUUUAUUGUUAAAACUUGGUGAUUAUACGGCCGUACAAAAUCGUGAUGCAUUCACCAUUGCUGGCUGUCAUGCAGCCAGGGAAUUUUUACCAGUUGAACGUCAUAAUGAAUUUGCCAAUUGGUUCUAUGAAAAGGCUAAUUUGUAUGUUACCAAUCCAAAUCAGGCCGAAUUGAUGUACUACAAUGAGGCUAGAAAUUCUGUUGAUGUUUAUGAAAGCAAUACGGCGACGGAUGGUGGUGAUUUUGGAGAUUUAGUACCAACGGCAGCAGUAAAAAUGUAUUUGGAUCAAUUGAAGGGAUUUUUGCAAGCACCAGACGCGUUGCCAUUUUUAAUUGUGGGACCACCUGGCUCAGCGAAAACUCUAUUAAUCGAACAUGCUGUUGAUGAUAUGUCAGGUUAUGAUUUGGUUAUCAUCAAUUGUUCGACACAGUUAACACCGGCAUACAUAAUACAUUGCAUAAAACAGAAUUGCCUGGCUGUUAGUGGUGUGCGUGGCCGAGAAUAUAGACCGAAACAGACACGUUUGGUUAUCUAUUUGAAAAAUUUAGAUCUAUGCUAUGUGGAUGCUUGGGGUUGCUGUGAAAUUGUUGAAUUAUUGUUGCAGUUAGUGCAGCGGCAAGGCUUCUACAAUGAUAACGGCUCGAGUGCUGGCCUAAAUGUUGCAAGGAAUAGUGGCGGCAGCAAUACGUCCGCAACUGGCAGAAGUAACAAGAGUCACAAUAGUUCCAAUGGCACUGGUGCUGGCGGUGGUGGUGGCGGCAGUAGCAAUAGCAAUUUGGAAUGGAUAAAUGUUAGUGGUUUACAAAUAUGUGGUUCCAUUUCACAGCAAACGACAACAGCUGCGACAGCUAAUGCAAGUUUAGUGAAAAUUGCACCGCGUUAUUUGGCCAUAAAUCACAUGCUGCACGUUGGUUAUCCCAGCCAACAGGAUAUGUUGGCCGUAAUACAAAGGCAUCUUGAACAUUUACUUUUGGGCCGCGGCUACGGUGAUAGGGCUGCAGCACACUUCAAAGGCUUGAAUAUACAAAAUGUGCAAUACAUUUCUGAGGGUUUAAUGGAAUUUUAUGCAAAGUUACAAUUAUCCUUUGGACAAACAAGAGGCGCAAGUGGAAAGACAACUGAAACCGGUAAUGGAAGUGCUGGAACUGGCGGUGGUGGUGGUGUCGCAACUCUCAAUACUCACUAUCAAUUUUCACCGAAAUUAAUUAUAAAAACAUUGACAAAUCUAAAAUACUAUCCCGAGGAUGCUUUCAAUGAGGCUUUGUACUGCGAAUUGGUGUCAAUGUUUAAGGACCGUUUGGUCUGCGAAGAAGAUGCUGAUAAAUUUGAGACUAUUUUAAGGCAUUCAUUGAAGAAAAUUGCUGGAAAGGAUAAAAUCUUCUUCGUACCCAAAUCGACCAAACACAAUGUGGAGUUGCAGGCUCUGCAACAUGAUGAAUGGCUGGAUGAAGUACAAAAACAAGUUACCAUAUGCAACUCGGAAAGUUUUAUCAUUGAUGCACCCACAACAAAGGAGAUGCUGGAACAAACGGCAAAAAUAGCACGACUAUUGGCGCGAAAUAGCAGCCACAUACUAUUGGUGGGUGAGGCAGGAAGUCGACAAAUGGAUGCUAUAUUUGCUGCAGCCACAAUGCAACAGGCUAAAGUUCAAAUGCUACAGGGCGGUUGCAAUUACGGUCUAAUAGAUUUCUACAAUGAUUUGAAAUUGGCAAUGCAAAUGGCAUCUUUAGAGAAUCAAUGCACCUGUUUAGUCAUCGAACAUUGUUGGUUAACGUACGUGCCGGAUAUAAUGAAACCCAUUGAGGCCAUACUUGAAGAUAGUGAAAUAUUGGAUUUAUUUGGUGAUGAUUUAGAGUCGAUAGCAAGUUCAUUGAAGCAUUCAGCCCAAUUGGAGGGUUUUCAAGAAUCAUUGGGUUCAUAUUUUAUGAAACGGGCAAGAGAAAAUCUACAUUUGAUUAUUUGUUUGGAUCCCUCGAGCAGUAAUGUUGAUGAAUAUUUUCAAAAAUAUCCCGCCCUCUAUAGAAAUAUGGAGAUGUUGUACCUAAGGACUAUGUCAAAUGAAACUUUAAAUAUGUUACCCAAAAAAUAUGUGGAAACAUUAUGUGAUAUGUCAAUGGGAAGCCAACAGGCCAAGGGAAAGAUAUCUGUUUCUUCAUACUUUUCAGAAAUUUUGGAUAUCGUUUUUGGUCGUCAAGCCCCCUUAAGAUUUUAUCAAUUAAUAAAAUCAUACUAUUAUAUUUAUGGAAAUUUAUCACAGGAGAUAAGUAAGAGAUUGGAAAAAUUACAGCAUGGCGUAGACAAAUUAGCAUCAGCCCAUGCUGUGGUCGAUACUCUCAAAUCGAAUGCCUCAAAGCAAGAGACGGCACUGGCUGAGAAACGCAAACUAGCCAAUGAGGCAUUGGAAAUGAUAUCAUCCACAAUGAAAAAUGCCAAUGAGCAGAAAACAAACAUGUUGGAGCUGAAGAAACAAACUCAAAUUAGUAGUGAAAAACUCAAGGAGCGACAAAAAGAAAUUCAAGAAGAACUGGCUGAAGUUGAACCGAUAUUGGCCGAAGCAAGUACUGCCGUUGGACAAAUCAAGUCAGAAGCCCUCUCUGAAAUACGUUCGUUGCGAGCACCACCUGAAACUAUCCGCGAUAUAUUGGAAGGUGUGCUACGUCUCAUGGGUAUACGUGACACUUCGUGGAAUAGCAUGAAAACUUUUCUGGCCAAACGUGGUGUUAAGGAAGACAUACGUUCACUGGAUCCAGCUCGAAUAAAUCCGGAAAAUUGUGAAGCUGUUGAAAAACUUUUAGCCAACAAAGCGGAAUCAUUUGAAAUGAAAAAUGCCAAGCGGGCAUCGGCUGCAGCUGCACCAUUGGCUGCAUGGGUUAAGGCAAGCGUACGUUAUUCGAAAGUUAUACAGAGUAUUAAACCCCUGGAAAGGGAGCAAAAGGAACUACAACGUAAUCUCGAUGCGGCAGAGGGAGAAAUGCAAUCGCUAAUGACCGGUCUAGAUGAUGUUGAUAACCGUGUUAAACAAUUAUCGGCUAAAUUGAAUUCUUAUACCCAAGAAGCUGCCGUGCUGGAGUUGAAACUUGAAGAAGCAAGAAAUACCUUAAAAGCUGCGGAAAUCUUAGUUCAACAACUAAGUUCAGAAUAUCAGACAUGGAAUUUACAAUUGGACGAAUAUAAGGGAGCAUUUAAGACGCUGGAUUCCAAGUCGUUAAUGAUGGCAUUGGCAUUGAACUAUUUUGCCCAUAUGUCGUUGAAGCAGAGGAGCUCUUCCCUGCAACAGCUCAGCACAGAGCUACAACUAAAAGACACCUUCGAUUUGGAGAAAACUCUACUAACCGAACAAGAACAAAUCAUUUGGGAAAGUAUGGGUUUGGCCAGAGAUGCUCAAAUCAUACAGAAUGCAGCACUACUACGGCAAAUGUUGGAUUUGCCAUUUGCAUCAUAUCCCAUACCAUUAUUGAUAGAUCCAACAGAGACGGCAGUGAAUUGGUUGGGCGAGUACCUAAAAUCCAAAGAAAAACCAUAUGAAAUAAUAUCACAAAAUAAUCAAAAACUGAAUUACAACUUAGAGCUGGCCAUACGUUUUGGUAAAAUUUUCAUUGUAGAAGAUUGUCAAGAGUUGAGACCGCCAUUGAUGCAACUGCUAUCGUAUAAAGUUUAUAUGAAAUUCAAUAAACGUCAAAUAGAAGUUGGUACAAAAUUGGUCGAUUUACAUGAACAAUUUCAAUUGGUUUUGGUAACAAAAACUCCAAAAUUGAAUAUACAACCAGAAACGGCUACCUAUCUCAAUUGCAUACCAUUCACAGUGACGGCAGUGGGCCUAAGCGAUCAACUUAUGUCCAAGGCCAUUAUUAUGAAAAAUCCCAGCCUGGAACAAAAACGUGUUGAGCUUUUGCGAAAUGAAGGUGUGUUACUGAAACAACGUAUUGAGUUGGAGGAUAAGCUGCUCGAAGAACUAUCAUUUGCCCAGGGUGAUAUUUUGAAAAAUGAAAAGCUUUUAAAAACUUUAAAUGAGGUCAAGGAAAGUAGCACUGUCAUUGAUAACUCGCUUAAAGAGAGUUCUGCUGUCAAGGAAACUCUGUUGGCCGAUUAUACACAACUGAAGGAACUUUGCAACAAGGCAUCGGUUUUCUAUGUAAAUUUUCUAGCCAGUUAUGAACUAUCUUCAUUGGUUUUCAUCAAACUUUUCCUAAGUGCUUUGGAAUUACACGACAUUGGAGGUACUGCAAGAACGUCGGGGCAAAUGGAAAAGGAAUUCUAUGGACAAUUGGUAAAGGGCACCUUUCAAUAUUUGGCUCGUUCCAUACCCAAGGAUCGUCAUUUGUCCUUGGCGUUAUUUAUCUGUAGAACAGCCUAUAGUGAUCGCAUAAAAGACGAUGAAUGGGAAUUGUUUGUCACGAAUUUUAUGUCUGGAGCCGAUGGAAGUGGUAUCAGCAGUGCUGGUGGCAUGGGACGUUUACAAUUUUCUGAGACUUUUGGUAAAGAAGCCACCAUGAAAUUGAAUAUUUUGCUGAGGCAGAAACCUGAAAUGGAAGAUAAACUGCAAUUACACAACUCCAAUAUGUGGCGUCAAUUUAUUGAGGGUCAGACUCAAGAAGUUCCAGUUACAACAAUUUCCAAUUUUGAGAAACUUCUAUUGACACUAAUACUACGGCCAGAUCUGGUCACUUAUUAUAUGAAACUAACAUCCGAAGAAAUUCUUGGUUUAUCCAUUGAAUCCAUACAGCAACCCACAAUUGAACAAUUGGUUGAGGAAAGCUCCUCGGCAAAACCAAUUUUGAUGAUAACACAAACUGAAAAUGACCCAGCAUCGGAAAUAUUGAGUGUAGCCCUACGGCUCAAAGGCAAAGAUAAAUACGAAGAGCUAUCCAUUGGUAAAGGCAUGGAAAGGAAAACCAUGGAAGUCAUACGUCAAAUGGCAGAAUUGGGUAAAUGGGUUUGUGUGAAAAAUGUACAUUUAGUCCCAGAGUGGUUAAUUGAAUUGGAAAGAGAAUACGGCGAAAUGAAAAAGACCAAUGAUUUUCGUUUAUGGCUGAUAUGUGAAUCGACACAAGGAUUCAGUGAAGCUGUCAUGUACAAGUUCAUCAAAGUACUUUACGAAUAUCCCAUGGGAAUACGGCAAAAGUGUAAGAAAAUGUUACAGAACUAUGCCAUAAUGGAGCAGGAUCGUAACAUUCUGAAAGAACCGAAACUAAUGAAAAUACGUGUGGUAUUAUUUUUACUAAUGUCCGUCAUACAAGAACGUCGUCGUUUUAUACCCCAAGGAUGGUCACAAAAAUACGAAUUUGGCGAAGCCGAUCUAAAGGCAGCUUUACAAAUUGUACGCUGGCUAGAUUCCAUAACACUGGGAGGACGUGUCGAUUGGUCGAUUAUGCAAAAACUUAAUGAAAAUGUUGCCUUUGGUGGUCGCAUAAAUAAUUUGCGUGAUCUACGAGUUUUACAAAAUUAUUUACAAACUUUUUUCAAUAAUGAUUCGUUAAGUUCACGUUGGUCACCAUUUGAUGAUAAGGUAAUUAUACCAACAUCUUCUCAGUGGUCAGAUUACAUGAAUGCCUUGAGCAAAUUACCGGCCCAAGAUGCACCGGAGUUAUUUAAAUUAUCGAAGAAGUCAAAUGCUAGUCGUGAAAUUGUCUAUGGCAUGGAAAUAUUAAAGGAAUUGCGUAUGUCAUUUUAUGGUGGUAGUGGUGGAAGUCUUGAUGAUGCAGAUCCUCAGAAUUAUCAGCAAUUGGAGAAGCAAAUAAAACCGAUAUUGGCGCUGUGGAGAAAAUUGGCUCAGAACUGUUCAAUAGACGUAACAGCACAGGAACUAUCCGAUGACCAGAAAUCAUCAAAACCUUGGAUAGUAUUUCUCUAUAGUGAGUUGAAAACCGGUGGCCAAGGAUAUCAGAAGAUUCACACAACUCUAAGUCAAGCCUAUAAUGCAACAAAAGAAAGGCAAACGAACCGGAACAACAAUGCUGGAAAAUCAUUAAAUAUAUUGGCCUUGAAUCAAGUACCACUCGAGUGGCAAAGAAUAUGGUCAGGACCUGCGAAUGCAUUGGACUACAUCAAAGCAUUUAUGCAUCGGGCAAUGGCAACAGAGACACGCUAUCGUACCACUCAACAUUUGGACUUUAUCGAUGAAAUUGAUCUGAGUACUGUGUACAAUUGUCAGACUUUGAUUUCUUCAUUGAAGCUAAUUAAUUCGCAUAAACAACAAAAAUCUUGUAAAAAUCUACAAAUCGCAUCACAUGCCAUACAAUCGAACUCGGCAUAUAAUCAGCGAAAUGACGGCGCCAACGAUAUACAGGUGCAAUUGAAGGUGAAACCUCUGAGGGUAAAUGGCGCCACUUUCAGCUAUGGUAAAUUACAAAUCACCAACAACAAUGACACCUCAGCAGCAGCAACGACCGAAAAUGAACAAUCACCCGAAUUUCUAAUAACAUUUAAAGAAAAAGAUGAAAAGAAUAUGCAGGAUUUGCGUACGGUAAGCCGAGGAAGUACAAGUGGCAACACCACUCUGCUGCCUGUCUACACCAAUGCUAAACGCGAACAGUUGCUGUGUGAAUUUGAAGUUGCAACAACAGAGAAUGUUGACACUGUGCUUUUAUCCGGUGCUGCUUUAAUAGUGGGAGAUUAUUAAAGGAUGUUAAGUGAGAAUUGAAAUUAAAAUUUAAAUGUCGAGUUAUUUACAUUUGGCUGUUGUAAUAUCCACUGAAUGGGAAAAUGUUCAAGGGGAAAUUUGAUGGAACUGUAAUAUGGUGGGAAAAUACAUACUCACCUUAGUAAGGGAAUAUCCUUGUUGGAGAGAUGUGGAAUAAAGGACAUUUUUUCGCACAGUCAAGACAAAAGCCCCAGGGCACAGCAUGUUUCCUUUUAAUGCCUAACAACCUGUUUUUAAAUGUAUGAAUCAUAAAUCUAUCCACUGACAUAUGCAGUAGCUAUUUUAGUUUUGAAAUUUAUGUUAUGAGCAUAAUAAAUGUGACUAAAAGAAAAAGAAAUUAAAUAAACUACUAUUUAUAAUCA
This is a messenger RNA of Musca domestica (house fly), 13748 nucleotides long. RefSeq names its product cytoplasmic dynein 2 heavy chain 1 (gene btv). The record is from RefSeq and is a predicted model, not a curated record. Lineage: Eukaryota; Metazoa; Arthropoda; Insecta; Diptera; Muscidae. Gene Ontology annotation, molecular function: dynein light intermediate chain binding; minus-end-directed microtubule motor activity; dynein intermediate chain binding. Gene Ontology annotation, biological process: microtubule-based movement. Gene Ontology annotation, cellular component: dynein complex. The coding region runs from base 109 to 13365 and encodes 4418 amino acids. The transcript is spliced from 30 exons.